Messenger RNA from Necator americanus (New World hookworm), 351 nucleotides. RefSeq lists its product as uncharacterized. The transcript has 2 exons. Lineage: Eukaryota; Metazoa; Nematoda; Chromadorea; Rhabditida; Ancylostomatidae. Bases 1 to 351 code for a protein of 116 amino acids. The record is from RefSeq and is a predicted model, not a curated record.
AUGACGAUCUGUACUUAUAACGCACGUACGCUUGCAUCGGAAGCGUCCAUCGAAGAUCUGAUGAUGCACGCCAAGAAGAUUAAGGGUGUUGGUGGAGUUGGCGUCCGCGUCAACACGAGUAUGGCAAUAAACAUCGACUCUUUUGAACAACUUACGAUCCGAAUCGGAAGUCAGCGGAUGAGAAGAUGUGGUCCAACACCAGCUUUGACUAUCUUCGUCGCUUACGUUCCAACAUCAAGCUACGAAGAAGAAGUCGAAGCUUUCUAUAUGGACUUGGAGAAGUUCUACCGAAAAGAUCAUGCCUUCUACAAGGUCAUAAUUGGCGAUUUCAACGCCAAAAUUGGCCCAUGA